AUGGAGCCGGAGCGGGCAGCCCGGUGACCUAGGCAGAGGCGGUGGCAAAGGGGCAGCCCAGGCCCCUAGAGACGGUGAGCAUUUGAUGGAGGAUGCUGGUUCGCUAAGAGCAAAGAGGUUCUCUUUGUGUGUGUGUUUUGGGGAUGGGGCCUGUAGUGGCAGGAGUCCCAGCAGGACUGGGUCUCUGGGUCUGACCCUAACUGCUCCACCACCGGCUUAAGGGUGACGCUGACCACACCCCUUCUCCUCCAACUCCACUGGGACCCCAGGAGGAACCAGGACCGGGGUGGGGUGGGGGCAGGCACAGACAAAACAGUGCAAGGUUGGGUGCUGUUCGGAGGGACCAGGGGUGGAGGAGACCCGGAAUGUGACUGGGCAUUGAGGUGCCUCACGGAAGAGAACACUGAAUUUGGGUCUUGAAGGACGAGUAGGAGUUCUCCAUGUGAAGAGAGGUAAUGAUCAUUCCAGGCAGAGGCCAGAAGUGUGAAACAGCCUGGCAGGUUUCAGGGAGAGCAGCUGGAGCAUGAGUAAGAGGGUGGGGGAGGGGCAGGGCCUGACCCCCCAGGGCCUGACGUGUUGGGUCCUGUGGGGCUGGGUUAGCCCUAAGACAGUCAGCCUGUCCCUGGUGACCAAGUACUAUGUGGUCCCUGAGGAGUGUUGCAUCAGCCAACCCACCAAAUGGUCCUCAUGGCCAUUGCUGACUAGGGUGUGCUGCAUGCCAGGCCGCAUCUGCUCUGUCCUCCCAUUUUACAGCUGCAGCAACUGAGGCCCAGGGAUCCCCCAGAAAGCCAAGCCAGGACCAGAAUCUAGGUUGUCUGACCUGGGAACUGGAGGCUCUUGGCCAGCUGCUGUCCUGCUUCCUGGUCUCAGAGCCUUAAGAAAGGGAUAGACAGAAGCCAGCUAAGGGUGGGCAGGAGUGGAUUGUGGGGCAUUUAGGGGCCGUGCCCCUCACUCUCUCCCUGCUGAGAGUCAGAGCUGGUGGAGAGGGUGCCCAGGGCCUGCCCUAGACCCUGUACCUCUUUAACUCCUUCCUUCAGUUUGUGACCCCAGUCACCUUCUCCUGAAAGCCCUCCCUGACUUCCUGUCUAGGGCAGGCCCCAUUAUAGGCUCACUUGGCCCUCGGACUUGGGGACCUCAUGGCCUAAGGCCUGACUUACCUGGGCCAGGGGUUUCCUGAGUCCAUUCGCCGCUGUACCCCAGCCCCCAUGGGGCCUUGAGCUCAGUAGGUGUGUACAGAGUGAACCAGUGUCGAUGGAGGAACACAGCUCACAGGAUCCCUGGGGUUCAGCUUCAUGGCGGCCGAGGAGAUGCACUGGCCUGUCCCUAUGAAGGCAAUUGGCGCCCAGAACUUGCUAACCAUGCCAGGGGGUGUGGCCAAGGCUGGCUACCUGCACAAGAAGGGCGGCACUCAGCUGCAGCUGCUCAAAUGGCCCCUGCGCUUUGUCAUCAUCCACAAGCGAUGCAUCUACUACUUCAAGAGCAGCACAUCCGCCUCCCCGCAGGGCGCCUUCUCGCUGAGCGGCUAUAACCGGGUGAUGCGAGCGGCUGAGGAGACAACGUCCAACAACGUCUUCCCCUUUAAGAUCGUCCACAUCAGCAAGAAGCACCGCACGUGGUUCUUCUCAGCUUCCUCUGAGGAUGAGCGCAAGAGCUGGAUGGCCUUGCUGCGCAGGGAGAUUGGCCACUUCCACGAGAAGAAGGAGCUGCCCCUGGACGCCAGUGACUCCAGCUCGGACACAGACAGCUUCUACGGUGCAGUGGAGCGGCCCGUGGAUGUCAGCCUCUCUCCGUACCCACUGGACAACGAAGACUAUGAGCAUGAUGAUGAGGAUGACUCGUACAUGGAGCCCGACUCCCCUGAGCCCGUGAAGCCUGAGGACACCCUGACCCACCCGCCAGCCUACCCCCCGCCUCCUGUGCCCACGCCCAGAAAGCCAGCCUUCACUGAUGUGCCCCGUGCCCAUUCCUUCAUCUUCAAGGGCCCGGGCCCUCUGCUGCCACCCCCACCCCCUAAGCGCGGCCUCCCUGAUGCUGGCCCGGCCCACGAGGACUCUAAGAGGGACCUGCUGGGCCUGAAGCGGACCGAGCCUUGCCCCAGGGUGCCACCUGCCUCCCGGAGGAUGAGCGACCCGCCUCUGGGCAGCAUGCCCACCGGGCCCAGCCUCCGGAAAUCCCCUUGCUUCCGUGAGAGCACCAGCCCCAGCCCGGAGCCCUGGGUCCCCAGCCACGGGGCCAGCUGUGCUUCCAGCACUGCUAGCACAGCCACUGCUGCUUCCAGGAACUGUGACAAGCUCAAGUCCUUCCACCUGUCCCCCAGGGGGCUGUCCACGUCCGAGCCUCCACCCGUGCCAGCCAACAAGCCCAAGUUCCUGAAGAUGGCUGAAGAGGCCCCCCUGAGGGAGGCAGCCAAGCCUGGACUCUUUGUGCCCCCUGUAGCCCCCAGGCCUCCUGCACUGAAGCUGCCUGUGCCUGAGGCCGCAGCCCGGCCUGCAGUCCUGCCCAGGCCAGAGAAGCCGCCCCACCCCCACCUCCAGCGAUCACCCCCCGAUGGGCAGAGUUUCAGGAGCUUCUCCUUUGAAAAACCCCGGCAGCCCUCACAGGCUGACACCUCGCAGGCCGACACUGGUGGGGAGGACUCUGAUGAAGACUAUGAGAAGGUGCCACUGCCCAACUCGGUCUUUGUCAACACCACGGAAUCCUGCGAAGUGGAAAGGCUGUUCAAAGCCACGAGCCCCCGGGGGGAGCCCCAGGACGGACUCUACUGCAUCCGGAACUCCUCCACCAAGUCAGGGAAGGUUCUGGUCGUGUGGGAUGAAACCUCCAACAAGGUGAGGAACUACCGCAUCUUUGAGAAGGACUCUAAAUUCUACCUGGAGAGUGAGGUCCUGUUUGUGAGCGUGGGCAGCCUGGUGGAGCACUACCACACCCACGUGCUGCCCGGCCACCAGAACCUGCUGCUGCAGCACCCCUACGGCUAUGCUGGGCCCAGGUGACGCCUGCACCAUGUGCUGCUGGGCAGAGGCGACCCCGGGGGCCAUGACCUCAGUGCACACAGAUGGAGACUGGCUGGCGUGGGAGCAUGAGCAGGAGCGAGCACCGUGCUUUGACCCGGGGCCUCCCCAGCAGACACCCUGUAGAAUCUGCCAGGCCAGGCCCCACCCAGCAGGCUGGGUCCCCUGGGCUAGGCCAGGCCCCAGGCACCAGAGGAUUGAGGACUCUAUCUCACCCUGCCUGCCCUGCCCACUUCUCAGGAGCCCAGGGUCCCAGGACGGAGCCCUGCCUGGGCUUCGUGGACAGGAAUUCUGGUCCCCUCCAGCACACGCAUCCUGCCCUGGGCUGGGAGCUGAGCAGGGCUGGGGCAUUUGGGGUAGGGGCAGGGGCUGGCCCCAGGAUCCCCCAGAAAUGCUAAGAUACAGCCUCCAGGAGGGGCUGUUGCCACACAAUAAAGCACAGAAGACCUUUGCUUAGGUGGCUGGGGCUUUAUUGGGAGGAAGGAGUGACAGGCCUUAAUUGAGUACCCACACCAAUGUACAGGUGGUGACUGCAGCAGGUCAGCUCACAGAACCCUAAGAGGUGGUCUCCCUGUCUUCAAGAGCACAGGUUGCUAAAUCACUUGCCCUGGCUGCACAGCUGCUAAAAGAACGGGUCCCAAACUUGAGCAGUCUGAGCUCAGAGCCUGCACUCCCAAAUCACCAGCUUCUACUGCCACAGGUCAGGUCUAGGCAAUGGGGCUGCAGAGCCAAAAGAUCCCCCACAUCUCCCAUUGGGUCAUUUGCUGGAUUAACAAAUGGUUACUGGGAGACAGCUGGGCAGGAGGUGCUCACAGUGCACGCUGUCCAGGGCAGUGGGGUGUGCAGGGGCUGGGAGCUUGGAACCCAGCUGGCGGCUCCAGGAAGAUUUCUUGGAGGAAGUGGCGGCUACAGUGGGUUGGGAAGAGUAGACCCUGAGUAGGCCAAGGGUGGGCAGGGACCGUGGUACCCAGAUGCCUGAGUCUCCGGGCAUCCCCAGCUCAGACCCAGCCCUGAUCAUCCCUCACUUCCUGCGUUGAAUUCCAGCAGGCCACUCUCCCUGGCACGGUCAUCCAGGCUGGAUUUCUUUUUGUGAAAAUAGACUCAGCUGGGUGUCAGGGCUGGCAGGGAUCCCAGGGUCAUCUGAUACUGCACUUUAUGAUGAGAAGGAGGAAUGUGCUGUGUAAAACCCAAGCCACAACAGCACUUGUGCCCAUUGGUUAGUGAUUAACAGCCCCUGGAGUGACGGACAAUAAUUAGACUACUUGUGGUGACCACGAUGAAGUCAACUCAGAAAUUGAUAAACAAUGUACACCUGAAAUUUCACAAUGUUAUAAACCAUUAUGAUCUCAAUAAAGUCACUGAGAUAAAUAAAUAAAUAAAUAAAUAAAUAAAUAAAUAAAAACAGCCCGUCGAGGA
Diceros bicornis minor is the source of this 4427-nucleotide messenger RNA. It is a transcript of the gene SH3BP2, whose product is annotated as SH3 domain binding protein 2. Gene Ontology annotation, molecular function: SH3 domain binding. Lineage: Eukaryota; Metazoa; Chordata; Mammalia; Perissodactyla; Rhinocerotidae. Gene Ontology annotation, biological process: signal transduction. The coding region runs from base 1293 to 2993 and encodes 566 amino acids. The transcript has 13 exons. The record is from RefSeq and is a predicted model, not a curated record.